AUGAUUUCCACCGAAGAACUCAGCACGAACCGACACUCCUCUGUACCAGGCAUCUCCGAAUCAGCAUCCUCGUUGGACAAAUCGCGCUCCGCUCUGCAGCAAAUCUCACGACAUCCAAAGCUCAGCUUUUCCGAUGGGAACCUCGCUAUUGUUUGCGGCAAACAGUACUUUCUCGUGCAUCAAGGCCUACUGUCCCGGCAUUCUCCUUUGCUCGCUACUGCGACCGAAUCUCUCGACCCUGCGACAACACCUAUGAUCGAAGGGCGCCCGGUGCUGGACCUCGCCGAGGACGCUGACGACAUGUACUUCUUUCUGACUGCCCUGUACGACGGAAUAGGCGGACUGACUGUGCGCCCGGACACUUUCGAAUGCGUCUCUGCUUUGCUACGCUUGUCCAAGAAAUACGAAGUCCAACACGUCCACGAUGGUCUCUAUCCUGGCUUGACGACAAUGUGGCCGCGAACGCUUGAGGGCUGGGAACGGCGCGAGGCAGCCUCAACAAACGCCGAAGGCAUCUAUGAGCCACGGCUCACCAUCCCCCAUCCCAUCCCGACCAUCAACCUUGCGCGGUCCAUCGGAGCCUUAGAGCUGCUUCCUUCUGCCUUCUACGACCUCUGCCGUGCUUCCCCUAGUGACGCUGCCUCUGGCCAUGUCUCACUCACGACAGGCAAGAAACACGAACUUGGCAAUGAAGACCUGAUGGAAGUUCUCAAGGGACGCGAACACGCCUCGCGCUUUCUGUCCACAUUCAUCGUUCGCUACCUUGAAGGUCGCGCGCCUUCUCCAAAUUGUCUCUAUGCUCAGCGCCAGGAUCCCGUCCUCCGGCGCGCCUGCCAAGCCGCCUUCGAGGCCGUCACCUUCGACAUCCUUCGCGACGUCAAUGGUGUUGUCGUCCACCGCAGCUCGGAUCCGCUAUUCGCCAUGCUCGAUGCAGACCUGAUGCAGGCGCGCGCAGACACGCCCGCCUUUCGAACUUGCGAGGCGUGCCACGAGGAGUUUGGCCUCGUCGUGGAUGCGGCGAGGGACGAGUUCUGGAGAAUCAUGCCGAAGUGGUUCGGACUAGAUGUGCCGGGGUGGGAUUAAGGGUGCUGGCAGGGGUGCCUGCGCAGCAUUGCGACUUUUGGGAGCUGUUUGAAGGUCGAUGGGACUCAGUAUAGCAUUGGGUUGUUGUAGGCCCCCGGCAAGCUGCGUAUACGCAGCGCAAUAGCGAGGGGUCGGACGACGAUGGCUCGCACAUCUGAAUAGCCCUGUACGAACGUGCUAUGGGCAUGACUUCUUUAAAUUGUAUUCUUUGCUCU
Molecule: messenger RNA, 1298 nt
Organism: Schizophyllum commune H4-8
Lineage: Eukaryota; Fungi; Basidiomycota; Agaricomycetes; Agaricales; Schizophyllaceae
Exons: 3
Coding region: 1-1083 (360 amino acids)
Source: RefSeq, a predicted model, not a curated record